AUGGUUCAAACAAGAUCAAAAUAUCGUUUACUUCAAAGUAAUGCAGCAGCAGUAGUAUCGGGAGAAGCAAAACAACUAUCCUCAUCAACACCACAACCUGUUAAGCGGAAAAGAAAAUGGAACUAUGAUAACAAUGAUGGAGAUGCAGGAAUAAUAAUAAAUUCUACUACUAGAAAAAACAGAAAGGACACGAGAUAUAUCCAUCAAUCAAUACAAUCACCGCUAUCUCCACUACCUGAUCUUUCAACAGUUCUUUCAUUAGAAGCAGUUGAUCAUGCACUUGAUAGUAGUGACAAAGAAGAUCAACAUCUUGCCACUUCAUUUGUUGUGCUUGAAUCAAGUGAUUCUGAAGACGAAAACUUCGACACUAAUCUUCAUUUACAACAACAAAUAUUAAUUGAUGCUUUUAAUCAUGAAGAAAGUGGUUCAGAAAUUUCACAAUCAAAUAUAAAUGUUGAUUCAACUGCACCAAAUACUGCUUUAAUGCAACAAUCAGAUUCAUGGCCAAUUGAAAAAGGUGAUUUACAAUGGACAAAGACGAAGAAUGGCAAAGAUUGUUUAAUUAUCGGCAAUUUUAGCUAUAUACACAUGUCUGAAUCACAGAAGAAAAACACACUCAAUUUAAGAUGUCAACGACGUGAUACAAAAUGUGGUGCAGUUGUACAUUUAAUUUUGGAUACACGUUUGUUCAUCGAUACUAACAGUGUCAAUCAUAAUCAUCUUCCUGAUAGAUUUGGUAUGAAACAGAAAUGUUUGAAUCAGAAAAUUGGUGACAGAAUUGCUAUUGAACCAACUUCAGUUUUAAAAAUUAUUGAACGUGUAUAUGCCGAAGCAAACUUAACAGAUGAAGAACAACUGCAUAUACGUUUGCCCAAAACAGUAGCUAAUACUUUUUAUAAAAGAAGAUCACGUCGUUAUCCAUCACAUCCGAAGACACAAGAUUUUGAUAUUCCUGAUUUUUACAGCAAAACUUUUCGUGGAGAAGAUUUGAUAAUAUAUGAUAGUAAUAAAGAACAGUAUGAAGGACGUUUAUUGAUGUUUAGUACACCAAAACUGUUAUCUGCUUUAUUUAACUCUGAUAUUAUCCUAUGUGAUGGAACUUUCAAGACCCGACCAUUAUUGUUUCAACAAGUUUAUGUUGUAAUGGGAAAAUAUCAUGGUGAAACAAUUCCUCUAUUGUGGUGUUUAACUUCCUGUCGAACUCAGUCAGUAUACGAUGCUAUUUAUAAAAGAUUAAAAAAAAUUGCUAAACAAAUGCAAAUGGAAUGGAAAAUGACACAAUGUAUGAUGGAUUUCGAACGUGCCGUUAUGAAUUCUUUUCAGGAAGCAUUUCCAAACAUUGAUCUGAAAUGUUGUUGGUAUCAUCUCGUACAAUCUCUCUGGAGAAAAAUCCAGAAACUCGGUCUCACUAUUCCAUAUGAAACAGAUCCACUAGUUAAUUCAUGGUUGAGACAAUUUAUGGCUUUACCAUUAAUUUCAAAAGGGUUAAUUAAUGAUGCUUUACAGCUCUUGAAAGACACUAUUCCUUCAAAUGAUAAUAAAUAUCAAAAAUUCAUCCAAUAUUUCGAAAAGGAAUAUAUGAAACGUACUUCUAUUGAUUUAUGGCAUCAUGGCUGUAACGACAUGAAAACAAAUAAUUCUUUAGAAGGAUACAAUUUUAGAUUAUUAACACGGUUUGGAUUACAUCCAUCAAUAUGGGAAUUCAUGCAUUUUUUAAAAGAUGAAGAAGCACUUGUUUCACAUCGGAUUACACAUUUAGGUGGAGGAGGGGGGACUACUUCUAGUACAUUAGUUUAUUCAUCUGUACAAUCUAGAAGAAAAGUAAACAAACAUAGAAAGCACUUGUUAAAUUUAGAAGAUUUGUUUGUGUCAAAAUCUAUUGGUUUGAAAGAAUACUUAAAAUCUGCCUCGUUAAUAGUUGGUAAAGCUGUUGCACAAAAUACAAAUAUAAAUACCAUUGAUCAAGCAACAGUAGAUGUAUGUUUAGUCGAAGAUGAAGAUCGGGACGAUUGA
Molecule: messenger RNA, 2013 nt
Organism: Rotaria socialis
Lineage: Eukaryota; Metazoa; Rotifera; Eurotatoria; Philodinida; Philodinidae
Source: the annotation of a GenBank genome assembly